Molecule: messenger RNA, 3421 nt
Organism: Balaenoptera acutorostrata (minke whale)
Lineage: Eukaryota; Metazoa; Chordata; Mammalia; Artiodactyla; Balaenopteridae
Gene: CACNA2D3
Product: calcium voltage-gated channel auxiliary subunit alpha2delta 3
Exons: 38
Coding region: 1-3276 (1091 amino acids)
Cellular component (GO): voltage-gated calcium channel complex
Molecular function (GO): voltage-gated calcium channel activity
Source: RefSeq, a predicted model, not a curated record
AUGGCCGGGCUGGGCUCGCAGCGGCGCGCGUCUCGGGGGGCCUCGGCGCUCCUGACCGCCGUGCUUCUCUAUGCCGCGCUGGGGGACGUGGUGCGCUCGGAGCAGCAGAUCCCGCUCUCCGUGGUGAAGCUCUGGGCCUCUGCUUUUGGGGGAGAGAUAAAAUCUAUUGCCGCUAAGUACUCCGGCUCCCAGCUUCUGCAGAAGAAAUACAAAGAGUAUGAGAAAGACGUUUCCAUAGAAGAAAUCGAUGGUCUCCAACUGGUGAAAAAGCUGGCAAAGAACAUGGAAGAGAUGUUUCACAAGAAGUCUGAAGCAGUGCGGCGUCUGGUGGAGGCUGCAGAGGAAGCACACCUGAAACAUGAAUUUGAUGCAGACUUGCAGUAUGAAUACUUCAAUGCCGUGCUGAUAAAUGAAAGGGACAAAGAUGGGAAUUUUUUGGAGCUGGGGAAGGAAUUCAUCUUAGCCCCAAAUGACCAUUUUAAUAAUUUGCCUGUGAACAUCAGCCUGAGCGACGUUCAAGUGCCAACGAACAUGUACAACAAAGAUCCAGCAAUUGUCAAUGGGGUUUAUUGGUCCGAAUCCCUAAACAAAGUUUUUGUAGAUAACUUUGAUCGUGACCCGAGUCUCAUAUGGCAGUACUUUGGAAGUGCAAAGGGCUUUUUUAGGCAGUAUCCAGGGAUUAAAUGGGAACCAGAUGAGAAUGGAGUCAUUGCCUUUGACUGCAGGAACCGAAAAUGGUACAUCCAGGCAGCGACUUCUCCAAAAGACGUGGUCAUUUUAGUGGAUGUCAGUGGCAGCAUGAAAGGGCUCCGUCUGACGAUCGCAAAGCAAACAGUCUCAUCUAUUUUGGAUACGCUGGGGGAUGACGACUUCUUCAACAUAAUUGCCUAUAACGAGGAGCUUCACUACGUGGAACCUUGCCUGAAUGGAACGUUGGUGCAAGCUGACAGGACAAACAAGGAGCACUUCAGGGAGCAUCUGGACAAACUUUUUGCCAAAGGAAUCGGAAUGCUGGAUAUAGCUCUGAAUGAAGCCUUCAGCAUUCUCAGUGAUUUCAACCACACUGGACAAGGAAGCAUCUGCAGCCAGGCCAUUAUGCUCAUCACUGAUGGGGCAGUGGACACCUAUGAUACUAUCUUUGCAAAAUACAAUUGGCCAGAUCGAAAGGUUCGCAUCUUCACGUACCUCAUUGGAAGAGAGGCUGCUUUUGCAGACAAUCUCAAGUGGAUGGCCUGUGCCAAUAAAGGAUUUUUCACCCAGAUCUCCACCUUGGCUGAUGUGCAGGAAAAUGUCAUGGAAUACCUCCACGUACUCAGCCGGCCCAAAGUCAUCGACCAGGAGCACGACGUGGUGUGGACUGAAGCGUACAUCGACAGCACUCUCCCUCAGGCACAAAAGCUUGCCAAUGAUCAGGGCCCCGUCCUGAUGACCACGGUCGCCAUGCCUGUGUUUAGUAAGCAGAACGAAACUAGAUCGAAAGGCAUUCUUCUGGGUGUGGUCGGCACAGAUGUCCCAGUGAAAGAACUUCUGAAGACCAUCCCCAAAUACAAGUUAGGGAUUCACGGCUAUGCCUUUGCAAUCACAAAUAAUGGAUAUAUCCUGACGCAUCCAGAACUCAGACCACUGUAUGAAGAAGGGAAGAAGCGGAGGAAACCUAACUACAGUAGUGUUGACCUUUCCGAGGUGGAGUGGGAGGACCGCGAUGAUGUGUUAAGAAAUGCCAUGGUGAAUAGGAAGACCGGGAAGUUUUCCAUGGAGGUGAAGAAGACAGUGGACAAAGGGAAACGGGUUUUGGUGAUGACAAAUGACUACUAUUAUACAGACAUCAAGGGUACUCCUUUCAGUUUAGGUGUGGCGCUCUCUAGAGGCCAUGGGAAAUAUUUCUUCCGAGGGAAUGUAACCAUUGAAGAAGGCCUGCAUGACUUAGAACACCCUGAUGUGUCCUUGGCAGACGAAUGGUCCUACUGCAACACUGACCUACACCCAGAGCACCGUCAUCUGUCUCAACUAGAAGCUAUUAAGCUCUACCUCAAAGGCAAAGAACCUCUGCUCCAAUGUGAUAAAGAAUUGAUACAAGAAGUCCUUUUUGAUGCUGUGGUGAGUGCUCCCAUUGAAGCCUAUUGGACCAGCCUUGCCCUCAACAAAUCUGAGAAUUCUGACAAGGGUGUGGAGGUGGCCUUCCUCGGCACUCGCACGGGCCUCUCAAGAAUCAACCUGUUUGUUGGGGCCGAGCAGCUCACCAAUCAGGACUUCCUGAAAGCUGGAGACAAGGAGAACAUCUUUAAUGCAGACCAUUUCCCUCUCUGGUACCGAAGAGCCGCUGAGCAGAUUCCGGGGAGCUUUGUCUAUUCGAUCCCAUUCAGCACAGGAACAGUCAACAAAAGCAAUGUGGUGACAGCAAGUACCUCCAUCCAGCUCCUGGAUGAACGGAAGUCUCCCGUGGUGGCAGCUGUAGGCAUUCAGAUGAAACUUGAAUUUUUCCAAAGGAAGUUCUGGACUGCCAGCAGACAGUGUGCCUCUCUGGAUGGCAAAUGCUCUAUCAGCUGUGAUGAUGAGACUGUGAACUGUUACCUCAUAGACAAUAAUGGAUUUAUUCUGGUGUCUGAAGACUACACACAAACUGGAGACUUUUUUGGUGAGGUGGAGGGAGCUGUGAUGAACAAAUUGUUAACAAUGGGCUCCUUUAAAAGAAUUACCCUUUAUGACUAUCAAGCCAUGUGCAGGGCCAACAAGGAGAGCAGCGAUGGUGCCCAUGGUCUACUGGAUCCUUAUAAUGCCUUCCUUGCUGCAAUAAAAUGGAUAAUGACAGAACUUGUCUUGUUCCUGGUGGAAUUUAACCUCUGCAGUUGGUGGCACUCAGAUAUGACAGCUAAAGCCCAGAAAUUGAAACAGACCCUGGAGCCUUGUGAUACUGAAUAUCCAGCGUUCGUCUCUGAGCGCACCAUCAAGGAAACCUCAGGGAACAUUGCUUGUGAAGACUGCUCCAAGUCCUUUGUCAUCCAGCAAAUCCCAAGCAGCAAUCUGUUCAUGGUGGUGGUGGACAGUAGCUGCCUCUGUGAGUCUGUGGCCCCCAUCACCAUGGCACCCAUUGAAAUCAGGUAUAACGAAUCCCUUAAGUGUGAACGUUUAAAGGCUCAGAAGAUCAGAAGGCGUCCGGAAUCUUGUCAUGGCUUCCAUCCUGAGGAGAAUGCGAGGGAGUGUGGGGGUGCGCUGAAUCUCCAGGCCAAGAUGGUCCUUAUCCUGCUCCCUCUGCUUUUGAUGCUCUUCUCAAGGUGACACUGAUGGAGAUGUUCUCUUGGCAUGCUAAAGUAUGGAAAAACUGUGAGCCAAAAUAUGGUGCGACAUAGGAGACAUGAAAUGUAGUCCAACCAUCAGCAUCUCAUGAUAUUAAACUGUGCGUGAUAUAAACUCUUAGAGAUAU